This is a messenger RNA of Ceutorhynchus assimilis (cabbage seed weevil), 3633 nucleotides long. NCBI's taxonomy places the organism in Eukaryota, Metazoa, Arthropoda, Insecta, Coleoptera, Curculionidae. The record is from the annotation of a GenBank genome assembly.
UUAUGAUUUGGAUUUUUGAAAACUCUGAAGUGCCAUAACUUUUUUUCUAUUAUAGAUAGAAAGCUGGAAUCUUCAGAAAAUUUCAGCUCAUUUGGACUCAUUUUUCCAGAAAUAAAAUUGCGUUAAGCAAUUUGGGGUGAAUUUAUCAAUAUUUCAAUUUUCUUUUCUGAGUGCCUUUUUUUCAUAGAUUUCUGCUUCACAUCCCAGAAUAAUUUAGUGUAUGGAGUUUGAGAGGUCCCCAGUGAUCAUUUAGACACAAAAUCUCAACAUAGAAAAAAUUGAAAUUUCAUCAUACUAAGGUAAAAACUUUAAAGACCUAUAAUUUUUUUUUUUCCAUUAUAGAUAGAAAGCUGAAAUUUUCAGCGAUUCCUAUCUCAGUGGAAUACCACAAUCUCUGAAAAUGUCAGCUCAUUUGGACUUGUAGUUCCUGAGAAAAAAUCCCAGAAAAAAAUUUCAAAAAGAAAUAGGUAGCUUCAUUUUUAUUAAUUAUAUCGCUAUCGAAACAUCUCAAUCAUUGUCAUGAGCAAGCAACAAAUUAAUUAAUUAACCUGUCUAAAAUUUCACAAGACUAAUUGCGUCAUUGAAAUUAAAAAAAAAAAACUUCACUCCUGUACUAUCCUUCGCCUUCUAUAUUGAUCCCUUUAGAUCCCCGCCCCAUCCAGAACACAAGCGCAUUAGUUCCUGUUGCAUCCCCAGCAGGAACAUAAUCAUUCGGUGUAAAACGUAAACACGCACACGAUGACUUAAAACCAAAUACGUUUACUAAAACAAUGUCGUCCGAAACCCCUAAUUUAAUGGCCCCACAAACACCAGUUCUCAGUGUGGCUUGUCGUAUAUUACGAUCGCCAAGUCACGAAAGCGUCACUACAGACUUAUCAUUGUUUUCCGUAAGUUCUGUAGACUCUACCGGAGGCCGAAGACUACUGAAUUUCAAGUGCGAUAGAGGCCACAGUCCUAAUCCCGAGUCCAGAACCCAAAAUCGUCCCGCAGACAUCCCGGAAAUUUUGUGGUUCGAAGAAGAAACCGAUUUGAUUCGGAGUUGCGCCGCCUUAUCUUCGGCUGUGGGUCUACAGAAAAGUUUCAGCACUAGCGAUAUCAGCCAGCUACCUUCGCCUGAUGAGGGUCCUAAUUUGCAAGGUCUCCGAAACGCCGUGUCCGAACUGGCUUUGAAUUCGUUGCAGAGAAGCGGAUUUUUGUUGGAACAUGCCAGAUUGGAUCAUACUUCAAGAUCGUGUUCUACGUGGGUAGCAGUAGGCGAUAUAGCUUCGACCUCACAACUGCCGUCCCCUCACGGAGGUCAGUCGUCCACCAACACUACCUCACAACCUCCAGCUUGUACGCCUCCGCCUCCUGCUUUCACUGCAGCCGAUUUUAUACGAUCUGUUAACAAGAAGGUCCGCCAAAACUACAUAAGAAGAAGACUGCUGACUACCUACAAGGCCUUAGAGCGACUGUCUCAGAGUGAAUUUAACUUAGACAGGUUAGAAGUGACUCCAUCGACUGCUCAAGCUAGUUUAGAUUCUUGUUCUCAAAGCGUUAUUGGUCCUGGUCCAACAAGACUGACAGUUCCCGGAUCAAGUCCUACGCCUAGCAAAAGCCCUACAACAUCGAGCAGUACUAACGCUGCAAUGUUGAGGGCAGCAAAAUCCAGAGCGGGAAAAAAUUUGCCUUUAACAAUAAGGGACGUGGAACGGGAACGGGGCAAGCCUUUGUCCAAUGAUAAAAGUAAAUUUCAAUGUCAAGAUAGUCCGGAAUGUAUUGAUAAUGACCAAGAGUGCAAUGGUAUUGUAGAUUGUCCAGACGGAAGCGAUGAAACAAAAGAAAUUUGCGAAAAUAUUAUUUGUCCUGGAUAUUUAUUCAGAUGCGAUUACGGUGGUUGUAUAAGCGGUCAUUUCAAAUGCGACGGAAAACAAGAUUGCCGAGAUAACUCAGAUGAAGCUAAUUGUUUCGACAACAAUAAUUGCAGAUCAAAUCAGUACCAAUGCACCAACGGCGAGUGUAUUGAUAUUGAUGGUAGAUGUAAUGGCAUUAUCGAUUGCAAAGAUAGAUCAGAUGAAACUGAGGAUUUGUGUCUUAAUGUCAAUUGUCCUGGAUAUACUUUCAAGUGUAAAUAUGGUGCUUGUGUAGAUGGAACUGCCAAAUGUAACGGAAUAAAAGAAUGUCACGACAAUUCGGACGAAGACCCAAGUAUUUGUCCUGUUGUUACAAUGACCACUGCGACCCCUCCACCAAGAAUAAAGGGACCAACAUGCACAACUCCUGCUCAACCGUUGAAUGGCUCCUGGAAAUACUGGAACGGAAGAAUAAUUGAAAAAGCGGCUCUACCAAACGAACGCGUAGAUCCAAUGACUCAAAUCAUAUUCAGAUGCAAUAAUGGCACUCAUCAAUUAUCCACCAGCCAUGAUAGAGACCAAGAGAUUUUCUAUUGCCAAGAAAAUGGAGAAUGGAGUAACGGACAGAUAGUUGCUUUUGGAUUUCCAAAAUGUCUUGUUCUUUGCGAAAAGUACUACAACGAUGACCACGCAGUUCUUCAGUGUAAACGUGACAAUUCUGUAAUUCCGUGCGAUAGAGCCACACACAACACCAUUCUCACAUUUACAUGUGAUCUUUAUUACGAAUCAGCCUCACUUUAUACCACUAAUUAUUGUACUAAUGGAGUGUGGUCUUAUGAACGUCCUAAAUGCAAAGAAGUAUGCGGAGAAAAGCGAGUAAGUGCAGUACCAUUGAUAAUCGAUGGUAAAAUAGUGGAGCGUGGUCAUUAUCCGUGGGUUGUUGCAUUGUAUUUGCCUUCGAGUGAUGCUACAACUUUUGAGCUUAAAUGUGGUGGAUCGCUUUUAACAGCAAAUUUUAUACUCACAGCUGCUCAUUGUGUAUCCAAUGGUAAUACUGGAGAACCAUUUGAUAAAGAGCUUUAUCGUGUGGCUGCUGGCAAGUAUUUUAAUAAAUAUAACGACUCUAAAGACAUCGAUACAGCACAAUAUCGAAAAAUAUCCAGUUUUAUAAAACAUGAUGAAUUUCGUGGAAUAGAUUCACAGUUCAGAUCUGAUAUAGCAAUUUUAAAGGUGGACAAGGAAUUUUUUUUAUCAAGAGUAGUCCAACCAGUUUGUUAUAGAAAUUUACCAAGCUUGACUGAUAUAGGAGAUGCAACUGUUACAGGGUGGGGUUUCACAAAAACAUCUUCAGAACCUUCAGAGGUUUUGAAAGAAAUUGGCUUGAAAUAUGUCCAACCAAGCACUUGUUUAAAAAAAUACAACGACGACGAGUUUUAUCGAAGAUAUCUUUUUGGUACUGAUAAAAUAUGCGGCGAAUCCAUUAACGGAACUGGAGGUGCGUGUCAAGGCGACAGUGGAGGUGGACUAGUGGUACCGCACAAUGACGGCAGAUAUUUCAUUCAAGGCAUUGUCAGUUUAAACAGGCCAGUGAGACAAAGUGACGGUCAACAUUGCAGCACUGAAAAACCAGUACUUUUUACUUUUGUUAAAAAGUAUAAAAGUUGGAUUGAUCAAACGAUGGCAUUUUUAGAAGGCCAAGAAUGAUAUUACUAAAAGUUUUUUUUUUCUUAAGACUCAAUAAAUAUGUACUUAUACCUAGUUAAAAUAAUCUUUAAUUAAACCAAAUUUUAAAUAAAUAAUA